This is a messenger RNA of Vicia villosa (hairy vetch), 783 nucleotides long. RefSeq lists its product as uncharacterized. The record is from RefSeq and is a predicted model, not a curated record. Bases 1 to 783 code for a protein of 260 amino acids. The transcript has a single exon. NCBI's taxonomy places the organism in Eukaryota, Viridiplantae, Streptophyta, Magnoliopsida, Fabales, Fabaceae.
AUGUAUGCAAUAGGAGAAGAUUUAUCCAUGAAUUCAGUCAAGAAAUUUAUGAGCACUACAUGGAACUUUGUCUCUAUGCCUGACCUAUACUACAAUGAAGAAGGAUACUUCCUUGUAAGGUUCAAGAAUGGGGAGGACAAAGCAGCGGUGCUAAUGAGAGGUCCAUACACGAUUUACAAGAAGCCAAUUCUAAUACAUGAAUGGAACCCUAAAUUUACUCUGCAAGAUGACAUCCUCAGAGUUUUGCCAAUUUGGGUGAUGUUCCCGCAACUACCACUGGUGUAUUGGGGAGAGAAGAGCAUAGGAAAAAUUGCAAGUGCUAUUGGAAAACCUAUCUUGACAGAUGAAUGCACAACAAAAAAGCUGAGAGUGUCAUAUGCUCGUGUACUCAUUGAAGUAGAUGUUACAAAAGAACUCAAGAACUAUAUCACCAUUAGGGACCCUGCAGGAGAGAAAAUGAACCAACAAGUUGAGUAUGAAUGGAAGCCACCAUUCUGUACUCUAUGCAACAAAGUGGGACAUAGAUGCAAACAGAAGAAUGAAAAGCCAAAGCAAGUGUAUGUGAAGAAACAACAUACCAACACUGAAGAAGCUAUCAUCAGUAUACCAGCACCCCAACAAGAAGAAAAAGGAAAAGGAAUAGUGGAGGAGGACCCUUGGAUCAAAGCAAAGACAGCCACCAAAAACAAAGGGAAAGAACCAAGAACAGUUCUAGUGGAUUGUGUGAAUGGAUUUGACAUCCUCACACAGGGGGAGAGUUCUAAUUCUUUUCCUGUCCCAUGA